Messenger RNA from Paramuricea clavata, 2957 nucleotides. Lineage: Eukaryota; Metazoa; Cnidaria; Anthozoa; Malacalcyonacea; Plexauridae. The record is from the annotation of a GenBank genome assembly.
UCAACAUCCAGUGCUCUGGCAUCAAUCAAACACUGUGUCAGAUUCACCCAGCUAGCAUUCAGUAGCACAGGAGAUUCCUUUGUUGCUGGGGACCAACAAGGAAAUAUUUUUAUUUUCUAUUUGAGUAGAAACACGUACGUUUUUUAGCUAGUGUUGUUACAGUCUGUGUUGAUAUAUACAGACUAUGUUAUUGUAGUAAAUAAUGCAAAUUGACAUGGAGAUGUUCCUAGUUGUGUCAGGGCCAUCAUUAAAACUACUGGGCAACCAGUAAUGGUGUUUUUACCCUCAGUAAAUAAAGUAUUUUGACUUUGACUUUGACUUUGAAAACAUUUUUAUUGUAUUUUAGGUUUACAUUAUUGACAAAAACAGGCUCCCCAUGUACAGCUUUAGCAUUUAAUUUAUGCAGAAAAAAUGAAGUAUUAGUGGCAUCUGGAGAUUGCUCACUCAGGUGCUAUGAUUCAGGUAUUACUAUUUAAUAGUCUAGUAUCAGAGUUAAAUAAUAAUUAUAAAGGAAUGGUUUUGGCUUGCAAUACAGUACAUGAAUACAAGUAUAAGAUUUCAUAAGUGCUAUUGAAUCUUUUGUCCAUAGAUGGAUUUUCUGGGGGAUGCACAUACCUCUGGGGGAUGCACAUACCCUCUCAGAAUGUUUUCCCACCCCACCUAGAGAAAUUUGCACUCCCCACAAAUUUAAAUGUUCAUUGUAUUAUAUGACAGUAGUGUGAUUAAAAUAAGGAUUUUGAACUAAAUAAGACCAAAAAUUUCCUGAGGGCUUUGCCCCUCACUUCCAACCUUGCCCCAAUUAGCAACUGUGCCCCCAGACCCAUCCUGGGGUCUUUCUACCCUUACCUCCAACCUUGCCCCCAUUAGCUACAUCCCUUAAAUUUUCUGCACCUCCCCCCCCCCCCCCCCCUCCAGAGACAAAUCUAAAAAUCUGUCUAUGCUUUUGUCUUUAGAAAGAAAAGAGUUAGUAAGCUUGAUGAAAGAUCAUGAAUCAUCAAUAUGUUCUAUAUCAAUCCAUGCAUCUGGACGACAUGCUUUGACCACAGCCAAUGAAAUUGCUCAAAUCUGGGAUCUUGAUACUUUCACAAAGAAAAAGACCUUGAAUGGUGCACAGACUGUUGGUAUUCAGCAGGUGGGGUUAGGUCCAAGAAUUCUACAUUUUGAAGUCUUAAAGUUUGUAGUGAAUCACCAUUUUGAUGAAUUGCCAUCACGUCUUUCCGGCAUUUAGUUUUUACGUCCUUUAUUUUUUACGUCAUAGGAACCAAUAAACGUUGGUAUUUCCCCACCAAACAACUAUUUUUCACCAUGCAAAUUUAAGCCCUGGUCAAAUAAGGAUGAGUCGUCUCAAUGAGAGUUGAUGAGAGUUGGCAAGCGAGAGUUUACAUGAGGGUGUUCUCAACUUUCAUGCCCCAGUCAAACGAGAACAACAGUUGCAUGAGAGUUGACCGAAUAUUACCGCGUGCGUAAAAUUGAAGAUAAGUUGCAACUCUUAUCAAACCUUAUCUAUUUUUCGGUUGGACUGGAACACAACUUGAAUGUGAAUUAGAACGCGCGUUCGGAACGCGGAGGGGGGGGGGAGGACAGAUGGAAUGCGAGUGAAACGCAUCGGGAAACGCAUUCCGGUCCUGUUCUUAAGGUCGUGGUACAAUUUUUUCUACAACUUACAACGCAAUGCCUCGUGUAACAUCAUGGCCUUUACUGCGUCUUUUGAUCUAUUCGGCCAACAGUUGUUUUCGUUACUUUCUGUUCAAGUAAACACGUUUCACCUCGCAAGAAUCUUUCAUUACUUUACAUCAGACUGUGACAUGAUUUUUUAGGUGUUCUUUCUGCCCUUGAGUAACACGAUAAUCUCGAGUUUCAAAGACGACAGUAUAUUUGCUUGGGAUUUUGAAAGCCUUGUGUGCAAAUAUCAGUUGCCCGUACCUGAAGGACCUGCGCCACAUUAUCGAGCCUUUGCCACACCCAGAGAUGGAAGAUUGCUUGCUGCCGGAGGAAGGUAAUGAAAGGGGGAGGGGGUUAGUUUAAACAUUUCACUACAAGGUUUGAGACUUUGAGUACAGUGGUAGGGUCUCAGUUAUACCUGACAGUGUUUUCGUCAUACUUUAUAUCCACGGUUUGUGCAUAAAGUACGCUGGAUUUCGGCGGUAUUUCGGAUUUUGUAGUUUCAUGGGCGCUACCUCAAGUCAGAUUUGUCAGAUUAACUAUUGCCUAAAAACCUAUUGCCUAAAGACUAGCUAUGAAGGAGAAAUGUUUACUGGACAUUUUUUUGCUCAUUUUAAUCAGCGUUUAUCCCACUGAUACACACCUUUAAAGUACUGUAACAAAUAUCCCUUUGAUAAGAACUUAAAGUAUACUGCAACUGAGCUUACCUUCUUCAGCUAAUUCACCAAGAAAAGCUGUCAAUAAUUCUAAAUGCUGUCAUAAAUUAUUUCCUUAGACUUAGUAACAAUAUCCCUGCAUUGUAAGUACCAUUGAGACUCGCCCAUCUACCAAAAAUAUUUCAGUGUGUGCGUUCACUUACAGAUCACAUUUUCUUCAUAUCUGGACCUUGGAGUCCAAGACGUUGUUACGAAUCAUUGAUUUACCAACUAAAGUAAGGAUGGUGAAACAACUAGAGUUCCUCGCUGACAGUUUUGAUGGCGGAUCCAGUCAGACUGUUGGCAUUCUCUCUCAGGAUGGCAUCAUUCGCUUUGUUAAUAUUCAUACUUGCAAGUUGGUGUUUGAAGUUGGAUCACACGAGAAGGUAUUGUACUUUGUUGAAAGUUAUCACUGUGAGUGUGCCUUAAGUCUCGUCCCCACUUUCUUUACAUAACAUACGCUUCAGUCUAUGGUGCUUAAUAUUUCAGCGAAUUAUCUCGUUCAGUCUCAGUCCAAAUGGUUCUGAUAUGGCAUGUAUUAUGGACAGUGGUUGUAUCAACAUUUACAGUGUACCAGCUCUGACCAGCCACUUGAAACAG